Messenger RNA from Prunus armeniaca (apricot), 543 nucleotides. The record is from the annotation of a GenBank genome assembly. Lineage: Eukaryota; Viridiplantae; Streptophyta; Magnoliopsida; Rosales; Rosaceae.
AUGUUCUUCCUCCCACGACUUUUUCUUCAUUCUCUCUUGGUGGUUUGCUUUGCAAAUUUUGCUUUUGGAGUUACUCGAUUGCCACGAGAUGAAGUACAAACUUUAGCUGACAUAGCAAAGACACUGGGGAAGACGAACUGGGAUUUCAGUGGAGAUCCAGAUCCUUGCGACAAUCAAAAACCAUGGACUGAUACCAAUCCGGUUGAAGGAUUUGAGUAUGGCGUCACCUGUAAUUGUUCCUUUGCCAAUUCCACUGUCUGCCAUAUUACCAGCAUUCCUUCAAAUUUUGUAUUUUAUACAUGGAAUCCAAUUGUUCUUGGGGUGCACUACAAUGGUGGCUCGCGACCGGCGCUGGUCUCGUCGCGAGGAGGGAAGGGAGAGAGCCGCGAAAUGAGGAGGGAAGGUGCAAACAGGAGAAAUCGGAGGGGCGCCGCCAAAGCGAACCGGACAAAAGAAGGAUCCGCCACACGGGAGGGCCACCGAAUGCCACCUCGGGGACCUCACGAAACUCCGGGAAAGGAGAGUAAGUACGAGGAGGGUUAG